AACUAGCUUACUGGACAAUAGACAUUUGGCCUCUGGCAUUGUUCUCUACAGUACACAAAGUACAGAGUGGAGGAUGGGAGAUUCUAGAAGCACCUGUACCUCUCUGCUCCCAUUCCCUUCCAUCCUAUUAGCACAGUCUGUCCUUGAAGUGCUCCCAGUUUUUGUUAAGAGCCUAUUUGGACCUCUACUCUCAAGUCUCCCCAUUUGCCCAGAGAGCUUCUUACUGACCUUCUUGGUGUCUUCCUCCUAUCCAUUCCCUCAAGUCUCCCUAAUAUUCCCUCAAAGGAGUUUUCUUGUUUUGAUACUGGAAUUUUCCUCCUACAGGUCUGCCAUAAUGCUGCUGCUGCAAAGAAAUAUGGUUCUGGGUCUUCGACAGGCCUGCAGACUCCAGUCAGCUCCCUCAAGGCUCUGCAUUCAGACCUGCUCUGCAAAUGAUUCAUUUCAGCUCCAGCGCCCCAACCUCACCUCUGGUGGUAACUCCAGCACUGGGGGAUGGAAAGUCAUGGGAACCUUGGUAGGCCUUGGUGCAGUGUUGGCCUAUCAUGACCAUCGAUGUAGGGCUGCUCAGGAUUCUCAACGUGUGUACACUAAGGAGGAAGUGAGUUCCCACAGCAACUCUGAGACUGGAAUCUGGGUAACUCUGGGCUCUGAGGUCUUUGAUGUCACAGAAUUUGUGGACAUACACCCAGGGGGAUCAUCAAAGCUGAUGCUAGCAGCUGGGGGUCCCCUAGAGCCCUUUUGGUCCCUCUAUGCUUUUCACAACCAGCCCCAUGUGCGUGAGUUACUGGCUCAAUAUAAGAUUGGGGAGCUGAACCCCAAAGACAAUGUAACCCCCACCUUGGAGACCUCUGACCCUUAUGCUAAUGAUCCUGUACGUCACCCAGCCCUGAAGGUGAACAGCCAGCGCCCCUUUAAUGCAGAGCCUCCCCCUGAGCUGCUGACAGAAAACUACAUCACACCCAACUCUAUCUUCUUCACUCGUAACCAUCUACCUGUGCCUAACCUGGACCCAGACACUUAUCGCUUACAUGUAGUAGGGGCACCUGGAAGUCAGUCCCUGUCCCUGUCCCUGGAUGACUUAUAUAAGUUUCCCAAACAUGAGAUCACAGUCACUCUGCAGUGUGCUGGCAACCGGCGCUCUGAGAUGACACAGGUCAAGGAAGUAAAAGGUCUGGAAUGGAAAACAGGGGCCAUUAGCACUGCACGCUGGUCUGGGGCACGGCUUUGUGAUGUAUUAGCCCAGGCUGGUCAUCGACUCUGUCAAACUGAGGCCCACGUGUGCUUUGAAGGACUGGACUCAGACCCCACAGGGACUGCCUAUGGAGCAUCUAUCCCUCUGGCUCGGGCCUUGGAUCCUGAAGCUGAGGUCCUGCUGGCAUAUGAGAUGAAUGGGCAGCCUCUACCUCGUGACCAUGGCUUUCCUGUGCGGGUCGUGGUUCCUGGUGUGGUGGGUGCUCGCCAUGUCAAAUGGCUGGGCAAAGUGAGUGUGGAGACAGAAGAAAGUCACAGUCAUUGGCAGCGGAGGGAUUACAAAGGCUUCUCUCCAUCUGUGGACUGGGACACUGUAGACUUUGACUCAGCUCCAUCUAUUCAGGAACUACCUGUCCAGUCAGCCAUCACAGAGCCUCAGGAUGGGGAGACUAUAGAACCAGGAGAAGUGACUAUCAAGGGUUAUGCAUGGAGUGGUGGUGGCAGGGCUGUGAUCCGGGUAGAUGUCUCUCUGGAUGGGGGACUAACUUGGCAGGCAGCUGAGUUGGAUGCAGAGGAACAGCGCCCUAGGAAGGCCUGGGCCUGGCGUCUAUGGCAGCUGCAAGCCUCUGUGCCAGCUGGACAAAAGGAAUUGAACAUUGUUUGUAAGGCUGUGGAUGAUAGCUACAAUGUGCAGCCAGACACCAUGGCCCCAAUCUGGAAUCUUCGAGGUGUGCUCAGCAAUGCCUGGCACCGUGUCCAUGUCCAUGUCGCCACAUGAAUGCGUGGAAUGGAGCCAUCCAUACCCCAGAGCCACCUUGACCCUUUCCUCACCCAUCCUUUGGUCUCACUGCCACAGAAAAACCUUUCCUUUCUCUCCACUUCUUGAAUCACAAUCCUGAACUGUGCCUUCCCAAGCCAUACCCAAGUUCACACAUAGCAUAUUUCCAUGCAAGGCACCCACCAUUCUUUGGCCUUCCUAGCCUCUGACUCUGUCCUAGGAGGUUAAAGCUAUUAGAGCAAGAGUCUAGAGGUAAGAAAAGUAACAGAGGGCUGGUGGAGUGGCUGAAGUGGUAGAAAGCCUGCCUAGCCCUGAGUUAAGCCUCAGUGCCACAAAAAAAAAAAAAAGUAACUCUGAAGACAAUUAUUUUCUCAUUCUACCCCAUCUCCACUCCAAAUGCCUAUUGCCAUCCAGGCCUUAUUUUGCUUUUCUUGUAUUCUUCAGAGAAUGUGUGUGGUUUGGGAAAGGAAGGUACAUACUUUCUGCUGCCACUUUGGUUGCCAAGGGGUUAUGAAGACAGACGGCAAAUAACUCAACCCUUCCCAUUUAUAGUUCUACUUUUUCUAAAUCAAUAAAGCAGCUGUUUAAGAUUAUGACUCUGGGCCUCUUGGGCCUGGGUUAUGAGCCUGUUGCAAAGAGGGGCACUACAUAACCUAAAAUCAAUAAGGGAGAGGAACAGUCGCUGGGAAGUCAAGGAGCGAGAGGCUUCCUUCUCUGAAAUCAGCUACUGCAGCACCGUGUGGGUAACUGACUUCGGGUUACGCCCAAAAAUGGGUUUUUUUUUUGGAUAAUCUCAGACUCUU
Molecule: messenger RNA, 2772 nt
Organism: Castor canadensis (American beaver)
Lineage: Eukaryota; Metazoa; Chordata; Mammalia; Rodentia; Castoridae
Source: RefSeq, a predicted model, not a curated record